Molecule: messenger RNA, 3061 nt
Organism: Belonocnema kinseyi
Lineage: Eukaryota; Metazoa; Arthropoda; Insecta; Hymenoptera; Cynipidae
Gene: Syt7
Product: synaptotagmin-7
Exons: 11
Coding region: 238-1518 (426 amino acids)
Biological process (GO): regulation of calcium ion-dependent exocytosis; vesicle fusion; cellular response to calcium ion
Cellular component (GO): axon; synapse; membrane
Molecular function (GO): phosphatidylserine binding; SNARE binding; calcium-dependent phospholipid binding
Source: RefSeq, a predicted model, not a curated record
GAACGUAUAACGUGCCACGUGAAUAUUAGUUUUGUUUAGUUCGAUUUUUAAGGAACAUUCUCCUGCUCUUUCCAGAUAAGUUGCACCAGUCUGAAUCAACGCGAAUCCUGCAGGUGAAUCGUUUUACCUGAAGGCCAUGUGAACUUUGAUCAAACACACAACUGGGUGAUCCCACCACUACAACAUCACCUCAAAUGCUGAAGAUUAUUGCGCCGGACGCCUGAAUCAUACGAGGGCAUGGAGCGAAGAGACGUAAUCUUAACGGCUGUAUUCGGAACAUUAGGGGCACUUGGGGUUUUGGUGGGCCUAGCAUUUGCUGGAUGGCUGUAUCUUCGAACUAGACGGUCGAAGCAAAGAGACAGUGACCUAGAAGAACAAAAUGAAAAUGUUGAAGGUGCUAGUGGCAGCCGACCACAAACUAUCAAGAAAAAUGGCUUCCUAAAUCUCAGGACACCCUUAAUUAGUACCAAAACUUUGGGAGCGCAGUUAGAAACAACUGCUAAUCCUGGCAGCAAAUCGCCGGCGGGGGGUAGUGGUGUACCUGCGGGUGGUGUCGUCGGGGCAAGUGAACCACGAACUCCUACCGCAGGACUGCAAAACAAGCAACUUCAAAAUGUGAAAGGAGAACAUCCAUCGAAAGCGUUUCUUCAGAGCAGAUCGAUAUCCCUGGUAGAUAUGUACAUCGAUAAUUCGGAGCCUAGCGAGAACGUGGGACAGAUCCACUUCAGCUUAGAGUAUGAUUUCCAGAAUACGACCCUCAUCCUACGUAUUAUACAGGGUAAAGAUCUACCGGCCAAGGAUCUGUCCGGAACGUCUGAUCCUUACGUGAGGGUAACUCUCCUACCAGAUAAAAAACAUCGUCUUGAAACGAAGAUUAAAAGGCGGACUUUAAAUCCGAGGUGGAAUGAAACCUUUUAUUUCGAAGGUUUCCCUAUUCAAAAGUUGCAGAGCAGAGUUCUGCACCUUCAUGUUUUUGAUUAUGAUCGGUUUUCACGGGACGACUCCAUAGGGGAAAUGUUUCUGCCGCUAUGUCAGGUCGACCUUUCAGAGAAGCCUUCAUUUUGGAAAGCCCUUAAACCGCCUGCAAAGGAUAAAUGCGGCGAACUUCUGUGCUCUCUAUGCUACCACCCCAGUAAUUCCGUGCUAACAUUAUCGCUUUUAAAAGCAAGAAAUCUCAAAGCAAAAGAUAUUAAUGGAAAGUCAGAUCCAUAUGUAAAAGUAUGGCUGCAGUUUGGCGAAAAACGAAUCGAGAAACGCAAAACGCCAAUAUUCAAGUGCACGCUAAAUCCAAUAUUCAACGAGUCAUUUUCCUUCAAUGUCCCAUGGGAGAAAAUUAGGGAGUGUUCGUUGGACGUUAUGGUUAUGGAUUUUGACAACAUUGGUCGGAACGAGCUCAUCGGGCGUAUUCAAUUAGCAGGGAAAAACGGAAGUGGAGCAAGUGAGACGAAACACUGGCAGGAUAUGAUCACAAAGCCCAGGCAAACCAUCGUUCAGUGGCACCGUCUUAAGCCUGAAUAAACCACCACUUCCACUCCGUCGAGUUUAGUUCCUUUCAUGUACGUAACUCACAUCCUGAUGUACAAGUGAUAACAUGAAAAUCAUAUAUGUUCUCUAGCGUGUUAUUCAUCAAAAUCUACCAUGUUUCUGCUCCAAGGGACGCAAAGCAUACGAGAAAAUGGUUACAGGGUGAUGAAGACAGAAAUGCUAGAGGACAGCGAAGGAAAACGAGGAAACUGUAUGUAAAGAUAGGCAAUGGUAUACAAGAAAUGAAAUUGAAAAGGCUAGAGAAUCAAUCGGGAAUAGUUUGAAGAAUAGGAAAGGUUUCUGAACAGAUAAGAAAAGAGCUUGAACACGAUGUCAGAAAGUUCAUUCUCUCGAAUAAUCUUAUUCCUCGUUCCCUUGUCGUCAUGAUAAACUGACGACUGACAUCGUACUACCCAGUGCCAGACUUUAAAAUCGCUAUGAAAUACUACCUUUGCGAAGAUUUUCACGCAGAAAACCUUUCUGUAACAUAAAUGAAAAUUGAGCUUCUAAAGCAUCCUGACCGCACAGUCAAUAAAAUCCUCUUCAAGAAGAAUUUAAUCUCGUUGACGAAGAGGGAUGAAAUCCAUGGAAGGUUUUUUUUGUGAGAAUCGUCGCCUCGUGACUAAUUAAGUAAUUUUCUAGCUCGGUAAUAAGAAGUCUUGUAAGUAUAUAAUGUGUUAAAGAAAAUUUUCUCGUGCGAAGGUAGAACGCUUUUGCGAUGUUACCAUACUGACAACAUCGAACGUUAUUUCUACGAACGAUAAGAUCCAGCGUUACUGAACAUCAUUUCUUGUGGUCAUCAUAAUCUGCAAAUGGUCACAGGCCGUAAUCCAUAUAUUCGAGGGAAUGUAGUAUUAGGGCAAGCUUUCUUCGCGAUCCUUUUUUGAAUUCACUACUUGGAACAGAAAUUUUAAUUUUAAUCAAGGCUUUUUUCUUUGAAUUCAAUUUGUUCAAACUUGACUAGUUUAUGCAAGUUUGACAGGAAGUUUGCCUGUGAUAAAUUUUCGAGUUUUUCUUUCUUAUCUGUAAAUAGGAACAACUUGAAAACCAAUUCAAGUAGUGAACCAUCAAAAAUCGAUAUCUUCAUUACUCUUACUAAAACCGGACUUUCUCCUCUAGUUUCCGUGCAGAAAUCAUCCCUAUCUAAUUUUUGGACAAAUUUUUGAUUGCCAGUGUGCGAAGGCAUAAGCAAGAUAAAAUGCAUUCUAGUAUUCAAACCCUAAAGCGAAUGUGUUACUACAGAUGAAAAAAGCGACGGGAACUUUUAUUCAGAGUCGCAAGUCGAUAGAUCAAAAAGCUUUCAAUAAAAAGAACUGACAUUUGAUCUCUUUUUGAGACAUCAGAUCAUUUCUUAAUAUAGGAAGACGGUAUUUCCUAUCGAGAGCCUUUGAACAGAUGAUCCUGAUACUAAAGUGUUUAGACCAUAUCACUGGUACAUAAACUUUUGAUUAUUAGCAGCAAUUGAUAAAAAGGCAAAAUAUUUUUGACGGAACUUUUGUAUUGUAGAAUCAAAGAAAAAAAAAAUGAAAAAAAAGGA